UCCACUAGAUAAAUACCCUUCCCACCUUCCCUAAUCCGUCUUUUGACUCUCUCUCCCUCUCCCUACACUUUCUCUCUCUAAAACCAGUCCUCACUUCUCUCUGUUUCUGUCUUUCUCUCUCUCCCUAAUGGUGUAACCCAUGAAACUAAAACCCUAGAAAGCACCGGUUUCAGAGGACCCAAGAUGAAAGCUUUUUCUCGCUCUUACUCUCAGACCCACUUGUUUUUCUUGUUUUUGUUCAUGAGUUUUUUGUGUGUGGCUUUAGCGGCGGUUUCCAAGGAUGCGACGCUGUUGUUGAGCUUCAAGAGGUCGCUGCCCAAUCCUGGUGUGCUUCAGAACUGGGAGGAGGGCAAAGACCCAUGUAACUUCACUGGAGUUACGUGCAAGGGCGGGCGAGUAUCGUCUCUGGAUCUCACCAGCGUGGAGUUGAAUGCGGAGCUUCGAUACGUGGCUACAUUCCUCAUGGGGAUUGACCGGUUGGAGUUUCUCUCUCUGCAAUCCACCAACCUCACUGGAGCUGUCUCGUCGGUUUCCGGGUCUCGUUGCGGCGCGUUGCUGAGCUCCCUGGAUCUUGCUAACAACACCGUAUCUGGGUCGAUCUCGGAUUUGGGAAAUCUGGUGUCGUGCUCUUCUUUGAAGUCUCUGAACCUGUCCAGGAACAAUCUGGAGUUUACGGCCGGAAGGCCGGAUUCCGGCGGGGUGUUCACCGGUUUGGAGGUGUUGGACCUGUCGAACAACCGUAUAUCCGGCGAGAAUGUGGUGGGGUGGAUUUUAUCCGGCGGGUGUCGCCAGCUGAAAAGCUUGGCCUUGAAGGGGAACAACGCCAAUGGAAGUAUACCACUCUCUGGGUGUGGAAAUUUGGAGUAUUUGGACGUUUCUUUCAAUAAUUUCUCUGCGUUUCCAUCGCUGGGUCGUUGCUCCGCUCUCAACUAUCUGGAUCUCUCCGCCAAUAAAUUUUCCGGCGAGAUUAAGAACCAGCUCGCGUACUGUCAGCAGCUCAACCACCUCAAUCUCUCCAGCAACCACUUCACCGGCGCGAUUCCGGCGCUGCCCACUGCUAAUUUGGAGUAUGUUUAUCUCUCCGGCAACGAUUUCCAGGGUGGCAUACCUCUGCUUCUCGCCGACGCCUGUCCCACUCUCCUCGAGCUCAACCUCUCCUCCAACAACCUCUCCGGUACGGUCCCGAGCAACUUCCAGUCGUGUUCUUCUCUGGUAUCCAUUGAUAUAUCUAGAAACAACUUCUCCGGCGCUUUGCCGAUUGAUACUCUGUUGAAAUGGACCAAUUUGAGGAAGCUCUCUUUGUCUUACAACAAUUUUGUCGGUUCUUUGCCGGAAUCUCUGUCCAAGUUGAUGAAUUUGGAGACUUUGGAUGUGAGUUCCAACAACUUUUCGGGUUUGAUCCCAUCCGGACUGUGUGGAGAUCCCAGGAACAGCCUGAAGGAGCUUCAUCUUCAGAACAAUUUGUUCACUGGUCGUAUACCAGAGGCUCUGAGCAACUGUUCUCAGCUGGUCUCCCUUGAUCUCAGCUUCAAUUACCUCACAGGGACGAUCCCCUCCAGCCUGGGCUCCUUAACUAAGCUCCAGCAUUUGAUGCUGUGGUUGAAUCAGCUCCAUGGACAGAUCCCAGAGGAGCUCAUGAACCUCAAAACCCUCGAGAAUCUGAUUCUAGAUUUUAACGAAUUGACCGGCCCCAUCCCUGACGGCCUUAGCAACUGCACCAAUUUGAAUUGGAUCUCCCUUUCAAACAACAGGUUGAGUGGUGAGAUUCCCGGGUGGAUCGGUAAGCUAUCCAAUCUUGCCAUCCUCAAGCUCGGGAACAAUUCAUUCUACGGUAGCAUUCCGCCGGAGCUUGGGGAUUGUCGCAGUUUGAUAUGGUUGGAUCUCAAUACCAAUCACUUGACUGGCACCAUCCCGCCCGCCCUGUUCAAACAGUCUGGUAAUAUCGCUGUUGGGCUGGUGACAGGGAAGAGCUAUGUGUAUAUUAGGAAUGAUGGGAGUAAGGAGUGCCAUGGAGCUGGGAAUUUGCUAGAGUAUGGGGGAAUCAGAGAGGAGGAGAUGGACCGUAUUUCGACUAGGAAUCCAUGCAACUUCACUAGAGUGUACAAGGGUAGGACAAAUCCCACAUUCAAUCAUAACGGGUCUUUGAUUUUUCUGGACCUUUCGUAUAACAUGUUGGGAGGUAGCAUUCCAAAGGAGCUGGGGACUCCUUAUUAUCUGUAUAUUCUGAAUUUGGCUCAUAACAAUCUCUCUGGUGCCAUUCCUGUGGAGCUUGGAGGCUUGAAGAAUGUUAAUAUUCUUGAUUUCUCCUACAAUAGGCUUCAAGGGACAAUUCCACAAUCUCUGUCUGGCCUUUCCAUGCUGAAUGACAUUGAUCUGUCUAACAACAAUCUAUCUGGGACGAUUCCUCAAUCAGGUCAAUUCUUAACGUUUCCGAAUUUGAGCUUCGCUAACAAUUCUGGCCUCUGUGGGUUUCCCCUUUCCCCCUGUGGGGGAGGUCCCAACUCGAUUUCAAGUACCCAGCAUCAGAAAUCUCAUCGGAGACAAGCAUCCCUUGUGGGGAGUGUGGCCAUGGGCUUAUUGUUCUCCCUGUUUUGCAUAUUUGGUUUGAUCAUAGUUGCCAUUGAGACGAGAAAAAGGAGGAAAAAGAAGGAUUCUACUCUUGACGUUUAUAUUGAUAGUAAUUCCCAUUCGGGCACUGCAAAUGUUAGCUGGAAGCUAACUGGCGCCCGGGAAGCAUUGAGCAUCAACCUAGCCACAUUUGAAAAACCCCUUCGGAAGCUCACCUUUGCUGAUCUUCUUGAAGCCACCAAUGGCUUCCACAAUGACAGCCUUAUUGGCUCUGGUGGCUUUGGCGAUGUGUACAGGGCUCAGCUGAAAGAUGGAAGCAUAGUAGCCAUCAAGAAGCUGAUACAUAUAAGCGGACAGGGGGACCGGGAAUUCACGGCUGAAAUGGAAACCAUUGGGAAAAUCAAGCACCGAAACCUCGUCCCUCUCUUGGGCUACUGCAAGGUGGGGGAGGAACGGCUCUUGGUGUAUGAAUACAUGAGGUUUGGAAGCCUGGAAGACAUCCUACAUGACCGGAAAAAGGCUGGGAUCAAGCUGAAUUGGGCAGCUAGGAGGAAGAUUGCCAUUGGAGCUGCAAGGGGAUUAGCCUUCCUCCACCAUAACUGCAUCCCCCACAUCAUCCACCGCGACAUGAAAUCGAGCAACGUCCUGCUUGAUGAAAACUUUGAAGCCAGAGUCUCUGACUUUGGAAUGGCUAGGCUAAUGAGCGCAAUGGACACCCAUUUGAGUGUCAGCACGCUUGCAGGCACCCCCGGCUAUGUCCCUCCCGAGUACUACCAGAGCUUUAGAUGUUCUACAAAAGGCGAUGUCUACAGUUAUGGAGUAGUUCUGCUAGAGCUUCUAACAGGGAAGCAACCAACAGAUUCAGCUGAUUUUGGGGAUAACAACCUUGUGGGGUGGGUGAAGCAGCAUGCCAAACUGAGAAUAAGCGAUGUAUUCGAUCCUGAGCUCAUGAAGGAGGACCCCAACCUGGAGAUUGAGCUCUUGCAACACUUAAAGGUAGCGUGUGCCUGUUUGGACGAUCGGCCAUGGCGGCGGCCCACCAUGAUUCAAGUCAUGGCGAUGUUCAAGGAGAUCCAAGCAGGGUCUGGGCUGGACUCUGCAUCAACCAUAGCCACCGAGGAUGGAGGCUUCAGUGCAGUGGAAAUGGUAGAAAUGAGCAUAAAAGAAGUCCCGGAAUUCAGCAAGCAGUAGCAGGGAAACUUCAGUCAAUUUUCUUGGGAAUUCUUUGAAACCAAACAAGAAGAGACCAACCAACCCAACAGCAACAACAAAAACAAAAAACUCCAAAGCUGAAAGAAGAAGUGGAUGAUGAUUCAUUCAGCUCCAAAAAAAAAAGAGGAAAAAGAUUUUCCCUCAUCUUUUUCCACUUGAAAAUGGUAUAAAACUGCCACUGUAUCUCUACCCAUUAAUGUAUGUAUCAUCAUGUAUCUCUCUGAAAUCUUUGUUAUUUAUACAUAAAAGGUUGUUUUAACUUUGUUAUCAAUCACUGUACAUUCAUCCA
Messenger RNA from Vitis riparia (riverbank grape), 4069 nucleotides. Its product is annotated as systemin receptor SR160. The record is from RefSeq and is a predicted model, not a curated record. Gene Ontology annotation, molecular function: protein binding; ATP binding; protein kinase activity. The transcript has a single exon. Bases 184 to 3759 code for a protein of 1191 amino acids. Gene Ontology annotation, biological process: protein phosphorylation. Lineage: Eukaryota; Viridiplantae; Streptophyta; Magnoliopsida; Vitales; Vitaceae.